GGCAGCGCAAGAAAAGACCAGGCUGCAUGGGCGACUGUGUGGCUUUGUUGCCCGAAGGUCUCCCAAGACUCUGCACCAUCUCACAGGAGCCAUCCAAAGCGGCGACCACCCCCAAAAAGCUGCUGCCAAACAUGGAUGAAGGGAAUGGGAUCUCUCCUUUGCCCGAAAGGCAGUUAUUGGAGCAUCGGGAAUUCAUAGGACUGGGCUAUCCAUCCUUGUAUAUGUGCAAGCCCAAGAGAGGUAUGAAGAGGGACGAGAGCAAGGAAACAUACAAACUGCCACACAGAUUGAUAGAGAAGAAAAGAAGAGACCGGAUUAAUGAGUGUAUUGCUCAGUUGAAAGAUUUAUUGCCUGAGCAUCUGAAACUGACAACACUAGGGCAUCUGGAGAAAGCUGUAGUUUUGGAAUUAACUUUGAAACACUUAAAAGCUUUAACAGCCUUAACAGAGCAGCAGCAUCAGAAGAUAAUUGCUUUACAGAAUGGGGAGAGAUCUUUGAAGUCUCCUGUGCAAUCUGACCUGGGUGCUUUCCAUUCAGGAUUCCAGACAUGCACCAAAGAAGUCAUGCAGUACCUCUCCAGGUUUGAAAGUUGGACUCCAAGAGAGCAGAGAUGUGCUCAGCUCAUCAACCACCUGCACUCUGUUUGCACACGGUUCCUCCCCAGCCCCCAGCUCCUGACUCCAAAGAUUUGUGCAGGCAAAGGACCCUGCCCCACCUCCUCCACCUCUUCCUGUGUGCAGCGAGAUCACACUGGCCCAAAGCUGGAGAGCCAGCCAAAUUGUGUGCCAGUCAUUCAGAGGACUCAGAAUGCUAGUAGCAAGCAUAAAUCCAGCCACCAUCCGAUGGGUCGUGUGGAGCUUGGUGGGGAGAAUGACACGGAUACAGAUAGUGGCUAUGGCGGUGAGUGCGAGGGAAGACCGGAAGGGGACAAAAGGCAAGGCAACCUGAUGGUCAAGCAGGAGCCCGCUGGGGAUGAGGCACCUCCAGCAGCCAAAAGGCUGAAGAUGGACUGCAGCAGCACCUCUUCGGCAGUGUUGAGCCCAGACCAAGCAGCAGCUGGUUCAGCCCUUCUCAGCUCCCUGGUGGCUUUUGGAGGUCUGGGGGGAGGAGGAUCUCCCUUUGCCCAACAACCUGCUGCUCCCUUCUGUCUGCCCCUCUGCUUCAUCUCCCCCUCAGCAGCAGCUGCCUACAUGCAGCCCUUCCUGGACAAGAGCAACCUGGAUAAAUAUCUUUACCCAGCAGCAGCAGUUGCUGCUGCUGCUACUCCCAUUCCCUGGAUCUAUCCAGGGAUUCCAGCUCAGGUUGCUGCUGCUGCUGCUGCGGCCUCGGCCUUCCCCUGUUUCUCCUCAGUAUUGGUACCAGGAGAGAAAGCCAGUUUGGCCUCAGCAAUGUCUACUGAUGUGGCUGUUUCUGGCCAGCACCUCCCCCACCCAUUUACCUGCAACCCAGCUGGGCUCAGUGGAGACAUGGAGCUCCCUUCCCACGAGCAGCAUUUGCAGUCUGCAAAGGAAAAUCCUUGAGUGAUGCUCCAUCAUUUCUAAAGGAAACCACACAGUUCAUGCCUCCUACUUGACAGGAAGGAUCCAUCACUCCCAAGAAUGAGAAGCAACCCUCACCCCACCCCUGUUUCUUUGUGUGUUUAAGGGAAAGCUUACUAGGCUGACAGGUUAUCCUUUUUCUUUUAUUAAAAGACUAGGUUCUCCCUUCCCCACAAAUAUUUUUGGAGAGCUCCUU
Lacerta agilis (Sand lizard) is the source of this 1734-nucleotide messenger RNA. RefSeq names its product basic helix-loop-helix family member e41 (gene BHLHE41). Gene Ontology annotation, molecular function: protein dimerization activity; DNA-binding transcription factor activity, RNA polymerase II-specific; RNA polymerase II cis-regulatory region sequence-specific DNA binding. Lineage: Eukaryota; Metazoa; Chordata; Lepidosauria; Squamata; Lacertidae. The transcript has 5 exons. The record is from RefSeq and is a predicted model, not a curated record. Bases 27 to 1520 code for a protein of 497 amino acids. Gene Ontology annotation, cellular component: nucleus. Gene Ontology annotation, biological process: circadian regulation of gene expression; regulation of transcription by RNA polymerase II; regulation of neurogenesis.